AUGAAAGCAUGGUUUCUGGAUAAGGCUCAAAAUGACGAAGCCGUCGAAUAUCUCGUGAGCCACCAAAUCGCAUCCGGCCUGUCAUACGGCGUGUUUGACAAGGAGUACAAAUUCAACCGCCCCCAGUCCGCCCCGAGUGGAGGGGCGCUUUGCUGGGACGCAGAGGAGGAACAGGAUGGCAACGUUGUGCCGUUUCCUGAUGUUAAGCAGGCUCUGACUCAAAUUUAUAUCCAUCUACAAUAACCAAGUACGCUACCACUCGCAUGCCAACAAUGCUUCAGUUAUAAUAUAGCGGGUGAUUAUGUCUGUAGGCCAUGCAUGAGGUAUACAGACAACUCUAGCUGACUAUCGUCUACUUUGGCUUAUGCAGCCCUAUCCUUUCUAUUGAGGAUUAUCGAAUCAAUAACUUUGUUCUAGUUCGUUAAUGAUAGUCAAGUUAGUCAAGUAGUUAGUUAAAUGCCCCUAGGCUUAUUCCAG
Messenger RNA from Aspergillus ochraceoroseus IBT 24754, 477 nucleotides. RefSeq lists its product as uncharacterized. Bases 1 to 243 code for a protein of 80 amino acids. The transcript has 2 exons. The record is from RefSeq and is a predicted model, not a curated record. Lineage: Eukaryota; Fungi; Ascomycota; Eurotiomycetes; Eurotiales; Aspergillaceae.